UAUGUGCCUUGACUUGGGAAUUGAAUCCUGGACCCUUUGGUACACAGGACAAUGCUCCAACCAACCAAGCCAUACUGGCCAAGGCAUUCUGUGGUUCUUAAAUACAAAAAUUUCCUGUAUUAUUUGAAGAACAGGCCACUAUGGUCAGUGAUAACAGAAGCACAGUGGCUGCUGGAGGUAACUCUGACCCUUGUUUUUGACUGCAUGUAUCUUCAAAGAUGUUUGUUGACCCAGUCUUUCCAGUCAUUCUUUCUGUACAGUCCUACUUUAUUUGUGUCUGUAAUACUGUUUGUCUUCAUGGUCCCCCCUUUUUUUUAUUUUUUUUUACAGAGAGGAAGGGAGAGGGAUAGAGAGCCAGAAACAUCGAUCAGCUGCCUCCUGCACACUCCCCACUGGGAAUGUGGCCACAACCAAGGUACGUGCCCUUGACUGGAAUCGAACCUAGGACCCUUGAGUCCGCAGGCCGACGCUCUAUCCACUGAGCUGAACCAGUUAGGGCGAUGGUACUCUUAUUCCCAUUUCCUAUGGGGUUUAUGUUCAUGGAAAGCUGUCUACUUACACUGGGAUGGGGGAAGAAGCUCAUAUCUCUGAUCCCUCCAUCUUGCUGAUGUCACUCACAUUGGUCUUUUGACUGUGAUCUCAUUUGUCCUUUGUUGUUCUACCACAGUAUUGACCCUCUAUGUUCUUUGCACCAUUUAUCCCAAGCAAUGCCUCAAAUGGGAUUGAAGGGGAAGAAUCAUUUGUGCAUCACAGAAGAAACACGACUUUAUGAAUGACACAGUGGACCCCCAGGCGGUCUUGCCUUGGAGAAGGGUCAUUGGGGAGGAAUUCUCCACUGGCCUUUGUUACAUUCAUAGCUAGAAAGCCAGUGUUUUGUUACAGUUGCCCAUUCCUCAUCGAAUUAUGCUUGUUUGUGCUUAUUGUUGAUACUUUGCCAACUAUUCAGUUCUAAUUGUGAUCAUUUCUACUUAGAUUCCCAGCUUAGGGAUAACUUUAACCUCUCUGGACUUUGCACCUCUCCUACUUUCACAGGUCUCUCUUUACUGCAAGCCAAUGUUGAUCCAUACCUGCAGCACCUUUGAGAGCACACAUGUUAUUUUACUGAACUUGUAUAUCUUGUGAUCCAAUAAAAUUAAUUUUUAUGUCUUUGAGCAACUUGAAAUUAUUCCGCACAGUCACACAUGGUCAGAAUGUAAGGUCCAAAAGGAAACCAUUUGUGCAAGAACAAAGAGUAGAGCCUUCCUCUCUUCUUUGUAUCUACUCCUUUGCUUCUGUCCCUCUCUUGGUAAGAUUUCCAUCAUUGACUGAUUUUUGGAGCCACAUUAUUUAUAAGAGCAAUUUUCUCACUGUCUAACUCACUCAUCUUGAAAAUCUUUCUAUGGAAUCAUGCCUAGUCAGGACAGAUAAACAUCCGUGGUGAAGAUAUUCUGUUUUUAUCAGGUCAACAUGCACUUCACCUUCAUUUCUUUUGUUUAGGUUGCUGCUGUGGAGCAGAGAAUGUGGAGGCAUCAACAAAACAGAAGGUUUCUGUUGGACUGUCACAGGCAAGUAAUCCCAAGUUAGCCUUGUCUUCCCAGAAGAGCCACCCCUGUGAGAGUUGUGGACUAGUCUUGGGAAACAUUUUCCACGUGAUGGAACUGCAGGGAACACAACACGGACAGAUACUGUUAAGGUGUGGGGCAUGUGCAAAACAGUUUUACUUCAGUGUAAAAUUUCACCAGCAGCAUGUGAGAGAGAAGACUCUCAUUAGAGGGGUGGACAGGAUCUCACUUGCAAACAGCUGCAAUUUCAAUGUGUCCCAGAAUCGUUUCACAUGCGGGGAGGUUGGGCAGGGUGUCCUUACUGAAUCAGGACAUCUCCACCUAAAGGCCCCUCAGACCAGAAACAGUCCAAGUGCUAUUUCAACAUGUGGGAUGAUGUUUCAAAGGAGAGAAAAUUGUUACACCAGAAAAGAAUGUAAGAAAGACAUUAGUUGCACCCACAUGUUUAUUCAGGAAAAAGUUGUCGAUGUUGGAAGUCGAUAUUUUGUGUGCUCUGAAUGUGGGAAAUCUUUUACAAGUAACUCUUUCCUUCAUUAUCAUCAGAGAGUUCACACAGGAGAAAAGCCUUAUAAACGCAGUGAAUGUGGAAAGUCUUUUACAAGGAGCACUUGUCUCCAAUAUCAUCAGAGUGUUCACACUAGAGAAAAGCCUUAUCAAUGCAGUGAAUGUAGAAAAACUUUUACCACUAAAACCAACCUUCGUAGUCAUCAGAGUGUUCACACAGGAGAAAAGGCUUAUCAAUGUAGUGAAUGUGGGAAGAAUUUUACCAAUAAUAGCUGCCUUCGUCGUCAUCGGAGCGUUCACACUGGAGAAAAGCCUUAUCAAUGUAGUGAAUGUGGGAAGAAUUUUACCAAUAACAGCCACCUUCGUCGUCAUCGGAGCGUUCACACUGGAGAAAAGCCUUACCAAUGUAGUGAAUGUGGGAAGAAUUUUACCAAUAACAGCCACCUUCGUCGUCAUUGGAGCGUUCACACUGGAGAAAAGCCUUACCAAUGCAGUGAAUGUGGGAAAACUUUUACCACUAUAACUAGACUUAGUAGACAUCAGAGAGUUCAUACUGGAGAAAAGCCUUAUCAAUGCAGUGAAUGUGGGAAAACUUUUACCACUAUAACUAAACUUCGUAGACAUCAGAGAGUUCAUACUGGAGAAAAGCCUUAUCAAUGCAAUGAAUGUGGGAAAACUCUUACCACUAAAACCAUCCUUCUUAGUCAUCAGAGAGUUCACACAGGAGAAAAGGCUUAUCAAUGUAGUGAAUGUGGGAAGAAUUUUACCACUAACGGCAACCUUUGUCGUCAUCGGAGCAUUCACACUGGAGAAAAGCCUUAUAAAUGCAGUGAAUGUGGAAAGUUUUUUACCCAGAGAUAUUCCCUUCAUUGUCAUCAGAGAAUUCAUACAGGAGAAAGGCCUUAUAAAUGCAGUGAAUGUGGGAAAUCUUUUACCCAGAGCACUCCCCUUCGUUGUCAUCAGCGAAUUCACACUGACUGGAGAAAGGCGUUAUGAGUGCAAUUAAUCUGAGGUAUCUCUCAGCCAAAUUUCUAAGUUCGUUCCCUGCAUAAGAGUACAAAUGUGAGAAACUUGUUAGAUGUGUAGGAAAUGUAGUUUCUUAAUUCAGACUUAAAAAUAGUACAAGAAAAUUUGUAAAUCCUCAUUUUUCUGAAUUGUAUCUCAUACAUUUAAUCACCUAUAUUAUGUAGAGCUCCGAUAAGUGUUUUUGCUGUUGUGCGUGUGUGUUUUUAUGUUGAAACACUAUGUAAUUAUGUUACACUUUCUAACAGAGACAUGUUGCCAGAUCUAUGUCACUGCAUAUUUCUGUUGCUGCAGGUAUUUCACCUGAACCACCUAUAAGGACCCUACAGAUGGCAUCAGUCACCAUCCUCAUGUGCCCAGGGAAGCUAACUCUGUUGUCUAAUUUGUUGAAGAAAAUUAGGAAUACCUGAGCCCUUAGUUCUCCCUUGUUUCCCUGUCAUGAGUUGCCACAUAGGACUGAUUGCUGUUGGCGCCAUUAAACCCAAUGUGGCAGAACUGCUAUUUUUAGGGACACACUUUCCCUAUAUGCUAAUGAUGAGUUUAUUGAGCGCCUCAGUCAUCAAUGAUAGAACUGCCAGUCUUAGACCUCUUUCUUUGCAAAAUAAUGAAGGCCUUUUCCUAAGACGUCUUUAAUCUUGGAUGUUCUAUUUUCUGUUUGGGUUAGUUUCUAAGGAAAUCUAGGCUAUCCAGGAAUGAUGAUGUGAAAAACUUUUAUGCAGGCUCAAACAUUUUUGCCCUUGGGGGAAGACCCUGGUACAGAAAUUAGCUCAACAGUUUUUGCCAAAUUUACAUUGCUGCCCAUAAUUUCAUAGGAAACACUGUGGACUCUAGUCCUCAUGUGAUGCUGGAUGCUUUGAGACACAGAGAUCACUCCAAAGAGGGGGCAGCUGUAACAACCUCAAGUAUGUCUGGGAGCGUGAUUUUUUUUUUUCUAGUUUGCAAGCGAUGCCAAUACAUGUGAAGGGGAUCCCUUGCGCAGGUAUUGCAGAGGGACAUAUGCCCUUUUGCCUACAAUUUCACUGGUGAUGGUCACUGGUAUGAGGACCAUAGUAGUUAGGGAAACCCUUUCACUGCAGAAACACUGACCUAUUUGUUGUUUGAUGAGACUGCAGCCCAUUAGAUGGAAUGGUCCUCACUUAACUGCGCAUCCAGGAAUUAUUUUGAGGAAAAGACUACAAGAGCUGUGUGUACACAGAUCUGAGGGACUCUAGGGAUGUUUAUCUUCCCUGGAGCAGUCAUUGUCAUUGAUUAUAAUGAAGAUGUUUUGUGGCUCCUAUAGCUUCUCAGAUGUUCCCAUCAGAGCCAUUUGUGAGCUGACAGCAAAAGCAAGGUGGAGACAAAGCCAUCUUUAGUCCAGGGUUGUGGGUUUGGGUGAAAGUUCUUCAUUGUUUGUUACAUUUUCUGCCACUGUGAUGAGACUCUCACUCAGAGGGCAUAAGUACAGGGAUUGUAUAUAGAGUUGCCAAACCUGUUCUUCCAGAAUAUGUGAACUGUUUUAUUUUGAACCAGUUUUUUAACAGCUGUAAUGAGUAAAUUACAUGCGUUAAGUAUAGUGUUUCAUAAAUCUUGACAUGUGCAUGAAACUGAAACCACCAUUAGACUUAUGAUAUUGACCACAUUGCUCACUUUGUAGUUGCUUCAGGACCUCGUUUAAUCUGUCCCUGUUCUUCACAGCUGUUCUAGUAACCAUGGAUUUACAUUCCAUUUUAAUAGACAUCUUAGCUUUUUCUAAGUAUUUUUCUUGUUUAAUUUAUAUUUCAUAAAUUCUUGGAGGUUUAUUAAACAUAUACUAGUAACUUGCCCUAACCGGUAUGGUUCAGUGGAUAGAGCGUCGGCCUGUGGACUGAAAGGUCCCAGGUUUGAUUCUGGUCAAGGGCAUGUACCUUGGUUGUUGGCACAUACCCAGUAGGGAGUGUGCAGGAGGCAGCUGAUCAAUGUUUCUCUCUCAUUGAUAUUUCUAACUCUCUAUCCCUUUCCCUUCCUCUCUG
Molecule: messenger RNA, 5056 nt
Organism: Myotis daubentonii (Daubenton's bat)
Lineage: Eukaryota; Metazoa; Chordata; Mammalia; Chiroptera; Vespertilionidae
Biological process (GO): regulation of DNA-templated transcription
Molecular function (GO): RNA polymerase II cis-regulatory region sequence-specific DNA binding; DNA-binding transcription factor activity, RNA polymerase II-specific
Source: RefSeq, a predicted model, not a curated record